GGACCACUGAGAAAAUUUUGCAGUGUGAAGGCCAUCCUAGCCUUUUGCAUACUGUCAAUCAUGAACGGGUCAAAUGCGACUUCAGUCCUGGACCUUUGACGAACGACUGCUCUGGAGACCAUGCCGGUAUGAUUGCUGGUGUGAAGGCACUGGGUGCUGAUGCAACUGACUAUCACCUUCCCCAUUAUCACAUCACAUGCAGUCAUUUUGCGAAGUGACUUUUGAGGACAUUUGUGGAACGCAACCUGACCAAGUUCCAUGGGCUGUCGAUGGCUGCAACCUUUCUACUCCCGCUGUGCCACUCAAGGCUUGCGAAUACCUAUUCGCUCUUUGUUGAAGCUGCUGAUACAUGCGAAGAACCAAACCCGUCUCUGCCUCAGCAAACGCAUACAAUGUCCCGUAUAGUCAACGCGAUGGUCGCUUACCCGGAAAUGCUUGCUGGUGAAAAUCACUUUUGCACUUCUCUUGGCAGAACAUUUGGCAAUCAUCUCGCUAGCAGACUCGGAGCAGAUGGGUGCUAUGGAUUCGGUAUCAGAGCUUCUGAACAGACCGAGUACCUUGGUGCUCGAGGAUUUAUCGGUGUUGCAGUCAAAGUCGAGGACGGCAGUGUAGAGAUCGCUUGUGCAGUGGUCCCUAAGCUGCUGGAAAGACUGCAGAUGAGCACUGUGGGCAUGCGAGAGAAGCUGCGAAACUAUCGCUGUUCCGAGAGGAGUAACACGGCAGAGGUCGUGACGGGGAAGGCGCACCACCCACUCGUGUUACUCAAGACGCCUACCUUGAGCCCAGCUCUUGAUUCCAGGGGACAUUCAGGCUAAGAAAUCACUACGUAGUAGCGCCGCUUGACAUCUCGAAAGCAAGCUUGGAGCGGAAAAGGCGCGGAAAAGCGUUCUAUGAAACGUCUCCACCAACAGAAAUCCGCUGCCUACAAUGAAAAUGUCAACCCAACUAAAUUUUCUAGGUAACUCUAUGCGAACAAUCACAAGCUUUGACCUACAAGCCAUUGUUCGAAUCGCAUCGAUUCAAAGCACGCCAAAGUGACGAACAAAGAGUUUUCACAAUGUCA
Aureobasidium pullulans EXF-150 is the source of this 1063-nucleotide messenger RNA. Its product is annotated as L-asparaginase II. The transcript has a single exon. The coding region runs from base 270 to 815 and encodes 181 amino acids. The record is from RefSeq and is a predicted model, not a curated record. Lineage: Eukaryota; Fungi; Ascomycota; Dothideomycetes; Dothideales; Saccotheciaceae.